UCCCUGGGCUGUACUGUGGUACCGCUACGGUUCAGAGGAUCCAUUCUCGUUGACAAUUGGGUGUACAGGUACAGUGGAUUACUGGUGGAGCCGAAGUGUAUGCUGGACGAAAGGACAGACAUAUAUUUGCAGUGGUCGUUCCUAUAUUUGGAGGAAACUGUCCCUUGAAUCCGCUCAAUCACAACUGAGAUGGCUAGUGCUCUGUUUGCGAUCUUUAGCCUUAUCUUGCUGUCUGGUGUGUCAGCAAAGGAACCUCGGCCGUGUUGUUGGAUCAGUCAAAUGACAGGGCAGGCUGAAUUGCAAGGCACCAAAAAGCUUGAGGAUGGCUCGGUGAUUUUGGAAGAGUCCGAGCUUCAGUGGGCCUAUGAUGCCACUUUCCAGGCAGAAGCUUUCAUCUUUGACGAAAUACUCGAGAAUUCAACGGUCAUUAAGGGACGGAUUGUAAACUUCUAUGAUCAGGGUUUAUCCUUCUACAUCAUUGACAAUCAGGGCGUUGAGAGGUGUGCCAAGAUCCGUAUACCAGCCAGGUUUCCCAAAAAAUGUAUUCCGGAGCAUGCUGAGUACUAUGGCAACCGCACCCUUGGCAACGAUUCCCUAGUUGCUCACGAGUGGAAGCUUAAUACAGUGGCCGGUGGGGAUGUAGUGAACGUUUCCUUCUUGAUCCAGGACGAGUACUGCGUGCCCAUCAGCUUUGGUGUGGUCUCUCAAGAGCCGAGGGUCCGGACCAUCGCUUACGGUGACAUUGAACUGGGUAUUUGCGACCGCGAGAAGUUUUUCCGUAUUCCUGAUGAGUGUCGUCAAGUGAAUGAUGGUACUCCCAAGGGACAUAUGUAUCAGCAGAUAAUGCAAACAGCCUUCAACAUGUAGAAACCGGUGGAUGGAAAGGGAUAACGCAAACUCGAUCUUUAAAGAAGACAUGAAUAGGAUUUUUAUGAAUAUGUGUAUAGGCAAGCUUCUCGCAAAGUUUUAGUAUGAUUUUCCAUGUCCUUUUGAAGAAUAAAAGGGAGAACUUUAACAUUUUGGUUUGUUAUGCUGAUCAAAAUUUCCAUUUUUGUGAGCUACUAGCAGCUAGUGGCUUCAUAGCCACACGGUAUUCCUUGUGUAGGCCUACAUUUCUCAGAGUGCGUUCCACUUUUUACUGCUUAACGUGCUAAGUAGCUUGCUCAUACAAUAGUAAUGGCCAAUUAUUUCUUGAAAACUUUGUUAGGGCGUAAUUGUGAAGGACGAUUUUCCUUGUACUUUUUCUUAUGUGCCUUUGAUGAGUAGUGCCUAAAACGAGACAGGCAAGUCGAUCUAGAUUAUACCAUUAUGAGUUUACCGUAGACACUUUCACUCAUGAAAUUCUCAAAACUCGUGAAAAUUCUCUGUAUUCGAGUGAAAAUUUGUUCCCUCCGAAAAGCUCUGACUGACAUUAGGGACUAGACGAAUUCGAGAUUUGACUCGAGAUUUCACUGAAGUUUUUCGCAAGCUAUUUCGAUCUGAAUUCAGAGUGACUUUAAUUCACUCUGCAACAGUUCCACUCGUACUCUCUCGAUCACCGUUUGGUUCAAGGAAAUAUCUUUGCGACUGAUCAUCUUUUUUGUGAUUUAGGAAAUAACACUGUGGAAAAUAAAAUGGGAAAUAAAGAG
Acanthaster planci (crown-of-thorns starfish) is the source of this 1628-nucleotide messenger RNA. RefSeq lists its product as uncharacterized. NCBI's taxonomy places the organism in Eukaryota, Metazoa, Echinodermata, Asteroidea, Valvatida, Acanthasteridae. Gene Ontology annotation, biological process: cell-matrix adhesion. Gene Ontology annotation, cellular component: lysosome; extracellular region. The record is from RefSeq and is a predicted model, not a curated record. Gene Ontology annotation, molecular function: calcium ion binding.